UCUUGUGAAAAUGAUACCUAAAAAAUGCACACAGUAAAAUAAUGGGGUCCUCAUAGGGGUUGUCCAUAAAUUUAAAAACAUUUUGAACCUGGACUUUGUGCAGUUUAAGCUAGAUUCACAGAAGUGGGGAGAGUUGCGCAGGACACACUACCUCUGCAAAUCACAUCAUAAUUUUUCCAUAUGCAAGUGAUGUCACUUGUUUUUUGCUGGACAGAACAUAGAUUUGUAUAGACUUGUAUGUUUGUAUAGUGUCAGUGAGGAGAUCACAAUACAGCAACCUGCACAUCAAGAUCUGAUCAAAGACCAACCACAUACCUAAAACAUGAGGUCCUACUGCAUCUUCAUCGUCUGUCUUGUUCUCUUCACCUUCUGCUCACUGACUCAAAGUGAAUUCAACCAAUUUCCCGACAAGUGCUGCUUUUCUUUUUCCAAUGUAAAAAUCCCAGUUAAGCAGGUUGAGAGUCAUCAUACUACCCAUCUUGAAUGCCACAGGAGUGGUGUCAUGUUCAUCACUAAAGCCCAAAAAGAGAUCUGUGUUGACCCAUCAGAGAGAUGGGUUCAGAGACUGAUAAACUUGGUGGAUGCUCGAAACAUGAAGGAGAUGUCAAUCUCGAAUCUAAACCAGAGAGGAAAGCAUCAGAGUCAGUCAGAACGAUAGAAACUACACCACUCCACCUCUGGAGGAAAUGUCUGUAGUCCACUUUGAAGAGUCACAUGACCGGUUAGAUUUUCUCCUCUUUUAAGUUGGCUGUUAACUCAGGAGGAUUUUAUUUGACCAUAGUCAACAAUGUAAAAUGUUCUAUUGUUAAAAACCACAAACACUGGGCCAGAAGUAUCCUUAUUGUCGAGUUGUGUAAUAAAAUUUCAUAUCCCAGA
Onychostoma macrolepis is the source of this 876-nucleotide messenger RNA. RefSeq names its product C-C motif chemokine 8-like. NCBI's taxonomy places the organism in Eukaryota, Metazoa, Chordata, Actinopteri, Cypriniformes, Cyprinidae. The record is from RefSeq and is a predicted model, not a curated record. Gene Ontology annotation, molecular function: CCR chemokine receptor binding; chemokine activity. Gene Ontology annotation, cellular component: extracellular region. The transcript is spliced from 4 exons. The coding region runs from base 323 to 658 and encodes 111 amino acids. Gene Ontology annotation, biological process: monocyte chemotaxis; chemokine-mediated signaling pathway; cellular response to type II interferon.